Molecule: messenger RNA, 4148 nt
Organism: Scomber japonicus (chub mackerel)
Lineage: Eukaryota; Metazoa; Chordata; Actinopteri; Scombriformes; Scombridae
Gene: hk2
Product: hexokinase 2
Exons: 18
Coding region: 191-2953 (920 amino acids)
Biological process (GO): intracellular glucose homeostasis; glycolytic process; glucose 6-phosphate metabolic process
Cellular component (GO): mitochondrion; cytosol
Molecular function (GO): mannokinase activity; fructokinase activity; D-glucose binding
Source: RefSeq, a predicted model, not a curated record
UGGAAGUUUGUGACAGUACGACUUUUGUUUUAGCGACACUUUUAAUUAACGUAAAGAAACCGAACGGCGGGUAAAAAUAAUAUUAUUUUGUAUGUAUUAUCUUAGGAAGGCGACUGUGUAGAUAAACUUUGUAUUUCUUGAAGAAGGAGGACAGACAGGACGUAAAGUCGCCACACAUCCCUGAGUAACGAUGUUAGCGCCGAGCCUACUGGUGAACCUCUGCCCCGAAGUCCAUGAUGACCAAGUGAAUAAAGUGGACAAAUAUCUGCACCGUCUACAGCUGUCUGAUGAGACUCUGAUGGACAUAUCAAUAAGAUUUCGGCGGGAGAUGGACAAAGGUCUGUGCAGAGACACCAACCCCACAGCCGCUGUCAAGAUGCUGCCCACUUAUGUACGCUCCACCCCUGAUGGAACAGAACAAGGUGAAUUCCUGGCCCUCGACCUGGGUGGGUCCACCUUCCGAGUGCUCCUGGUUAAAGUUAUGGCUGGUGGCAAGCAAAAGGUGGAGAUGGAGAAUCAGAUUUAUGUCAUUCCGGAUCACAUCAUGAGAGGCAGCGGGUCUGAGUUAUUUGACCACAUAGCUGACUGUCUGGCUAAUUUCCUGGAAAAGAAGGGCAUAAAGGAUAAAAAGCUUCCUCUGGGCUUUACCUUCUCUUUCCCCUGUCAGCAGACCAAAUUGGAUGAGAGUGUCUUGGUGUCUUGGACCAAAGGCUUCAGGAUAAGCGGGGUAGAAGGACAGGAUGUGGUCAGCCUCCUGCGGAAAGCUGUCAAAAAACGAGGGGAUUUUGAUGUUGACAUCAUGGCAGUCAUCAAUGACACAGUGGGAGCCAUGAUGACCUGCGGGUACGAUGAUGAUCACUGUGAAAUCGGCCUCAUUGUGGGAACGGGGACCAACGCCUGCUACAUGGAGCAAAUGAGGAACCUUGAGCUGCUGGAUGGUGACGAGGGGCGGAUGUGUGUUAAUACGGAGUGGGGCGCUUUUGGAGAUGAUGGUGCCCUGGAGGAUCUGCGCACUGACAUUGACCGUGAGAUAGAUGCAGGCUCUUUGAACCCUGGAAAGCAGCUGUUUGAGAAGAUGAUCAGUGGGAUGUACAUGGGAGAACUUGUACGUCUCAUUCUGGUUAAAAUGGCCAAAGAGCAGCUGCUGUUCCAGGGCAAGAUGACAGCACAGCUUCUUACCACUGGAAGCUUCAACACCAGCUACACCUAUGACAUUGAGAAUGACAAAGAUGAAGAAGGUCUGGCGAGUGCUGAGAAGGUGCUCCGGGGCCUGGGCCUGGACCCAUCUGUGAAGGACUGCAUAGCCACUCAGAGGGUGUGUCAGAUAGUAUCUACACGAGCCGCACACUUAUGUGCUGCUACCCUAGUGGCACUGCUUCGGCAGAUCCGGGAUAACAAAGCCGCUGAGAAGCUGCGUUCUACUAUUGGAGUGGAUGGUUCUGUCUACAAAAAUCAUCCAGAGUUUCCCAGGAGGCUCCACAAGAUGGUACGACGGCUUGUGCCCGACUGUGAUGUGCGUUUUUUGAGGUCUGAAGUUGGCAGCGGGAAAGGUGCAGCCAUGGUAACAGCAGUAGCCUACCGUCUUGCCGCUCAACACGCAGAGCGUCAGGCCAUCCUUAAUACCCUGCGCUUGAGCCGCGAGCAGCUGCUGGAGGUCAAGAAGCGAAUGAGUGAGGCGAUGGUGCGAGGCCUGUCGAAACAAACCCAUGAGCAGGGGACCAUCAAGAUGCUUCCCACCUAUGUCCGGUCUACACCAGAUGGAACAGAGCAUGGCGACUUCUUGGCUUUGGACCUUGGCGGCUCCAGUUUUAGGGUGCUGCUGGUGCGAGUGCGAUGUGGAAAGAAAAGCAAAGUGGACAUGCACCAAAAGAUCUACAAUAUCCCACAGGAGACCAUGCAGGGCACAGGGGAAGAGCUCUUCAGCCAUAUUGUGGACUGCAUGAGUGACUUUCUGGAUUAUAUGGGCAUGAGAGGAGCAUCCUUACCUCUGGGAUUUACAUUCUCCUUCCCCUGUGACCAAAGCAAACUGGAUCAGGGCAUUCUUCUGAACUGGACAAAAGGCUUUAAGGCCAGCGGCUGCGUGGGACAGGAUGUAGUCACGUUGCUCAAAGAUGCUGUCCGCCGCAGAGGGGAAUUUGACUUGAACUUUGUGGCAGUGGUUAAUGACACAGUGGGAACCAUGAUGACUUGCGGCUAUGAAGAUCCCAAAUGUGAGGUGGGACUCAUUGUAGGCACAGGCACCAACAUCUGCUACAUGGAGGAAAUGGAGAACAUAGAGGUGGUCGAGGGUGAUGACGGUCGUAUGUGUGUCAAUGUGGAGUGGGGUGCAUUCGGUGACAAUGGCGAACUAGAAGACUUCUUCACCCAGUUUGAUCGCGUUGUUGACGAUUGCUCUAACAACCCCACGAAACAGAGGUAUGAGAAGAUGAUCAGUGGCAUGUACCUGGGAGAGAUAGUGAGGAACGUGCUGAUCGAUUUUACCACUAAAGGUCUGCUGUUCAGAGGCAAACUCUCCGACCGACUCAAGACCCGAGGCAUCUUUGAGACAAAGUUCCUGUCACAGAUUGAGAGCGACCGUCUAGCCAUGCGGCAGGUCCGCUCCAUUCUACAGCACCUCGGUCUCACCACCUCCACGUGUGACGACAGUGUACUUGUGAAGGAGGUGUGUAGCGUGGUCUCUCGCCGCGCAGCCCAGCUCUGCGGUGCCGGCUUAGCUGCCGUGGUCGACAAGAUACGACAGAACCGCAACCUGCAGCAGCUCUCCGUCACCGUGGGAGUAGACGGCACCCUCUAUAAGACACACCCUCAUUUCUACAGAAUCAUGCAAGAGACAUUGCAGGAUUUGGCACCACAGUGUAAGGUGGCUUUCCUCAAGUCAGAAGAUGGAAGUGGGAAGGGAGCAGCAUUGAUCACUGCUGUGGCCUGCAGGAUCAAGAGCGGAGGGCAACACUGAAUCCCUGUUGGUGCAACCCGAGCCACUACGACUGAUCUUCUGCACCAGGUUACACUGAAGAGUCAAAAACACCUUUGAUUGAAGUUCUGCAGUAAUGUUUUAAUCUGACUGAUAUCAAAUCUUAUUUUGUGUUUGUGGGUUCAACAAGCACAUGUGUGAAAUCCAUAUGUCUGCUGUGAGAUAAGAAGUGAAAUUCAGAAAUGUGCAAAAAGAGUUACACCUUUUGUGAAAUGUGACUGUUACAAGUCCGACUUAAACCCCCCCCCAGUUUCCUCUCAGCUCAUUGUUAAUAUUUUAAAAGAUGUCUGUGACCUGUGUUGAGUUUCUAGUAAAAAGCAGUAAAGGUCAAAUAUCACAAAGUGCCACACGAUAAAAAACAAAAGCACAAAAUAACAUACCAAAAAUUUAGCUGUAAGAACAUUUUAGGAAGUUAGAGCUACUAUUGGGCAACUUUCUUCUAUAAUGUUUUCAUCUUUAAAUUAAUCAUUUUUAGAAUAACACAAGAUUUGAAAAUACAUUUUUUCUCUCUGACGAGGACCAAAGAUGUAAUUAGAACCAAAGCUUGUAAUUUUAACACAGGUCAUGUGGUCUAAUGGCUGGAACAAACGUAUUCUUAUACAAUGAAAAAAGAAAGACGUGCCAUCAUGAUAACGUACAUUGAUUUGGGGUAGAUUUGAAGAGUCUGACAAAACACAGAGAGCCUUAAUUGCUGACUUGGAGGGGAAGUUAAAUGAACCACAGUGGUUAGAAUGUAAUGGGAACGAUUAGUGACACUCCUGGGACUGGGUGGUUUGUUGGACUAGAGGUUAGCUAGGGGUUUGGUUUUACUAUUUUAAGCCUUGUUUGCUUUAUUAUAUUUAUUUUUUUUCUUUGUAUUAAAUACAUUUGUUUUAUUUUUUUGGUAAAAAAGCAAAAUGGACCUUAAUCUACUGAUGGUUCCACGAAUGUGUGUAAAGAUCUGUAGCUUCAAAGAGAAAUGUCAGAUUACCAAAUCGGUUCAGUUGUGAGUAUCUGUUGCUUUCCAUAAACAACCACAUCCAGUUGUACAGUCACAACACUCAGUCUUUCUUUGUAGAACAUGAUUUUUGGAAGAUGUGUUACAAACAUUUGCACCAGCUCCAUGAAUAUCCCAAUACUGUAUCCCACUGAUUACACCAUAAUGUUUGAUUCAAAUCUUUUCUCUGUGCUCUGAAAU